GUGACAUUUUGGCAAUUACUGAACUUCCACUUCUACAAUAAAAUCAAAUAUCGAACAUUUAAAAUUAUUAAUUCUAUUACAUUUUAUUGUUAAUAUUUAUUAUAACUUGUAGAACUAUAUCAAAAUGGCAUUUUCUAUGUUUCUUCGCAGUUCAGCAUGCAGAAGUCCAGUAUUCAAUCAACAAAUGAUGCGUUUUGCAACACAACCAAUACUGAAGGAGCGUAGCAUUGUCAGCACACUGCCCAUCAAGAGUCUCACCCUUACACAGGCCAAGAGCACGCCUAUAUUGAAUUCUGUGCGUUCAUUCCGCACAUCCCUCGUUCGACUCUCCCAGGAGAAAGCUCACGACCACUCUAAACUAUGGGUAGUGGAGAAGCUGACAUCUGUGCUACUAGUGCCACUGGUUCCGCUCGGUCUCCUCAUGCCAAACAAGCUGUUUGAUUCAGUACUGGCCAUUCUUAUUACAGCACAUAGUUUCUGGGGCCUGGAAGCGAUCGUUGUUGAUUACGUCCGCGCCAGCAUCUUCGGGCCAGUUAUCCCCAAAAUUGCCAUUGGGCUUGUAUACCUGAUCUCUAUCGCGACACUCGGCGGACUCUUCUACGUCAUCAGCCAUGAUAUUGGUAUCGCCAACUCCUUUAGACAACUAUGGGCUAUCAAAUCUGACAGUAACAAGGCGUAAACUCAUGUUAGUGUAUUGUUAUGUCACGGUUUAAAACUACAAGUUUAAGAUCAAUAUUGUACGGUAAAGUGAAUUUUUCUACAAGGAAUUGUGAUACUAAAAUGCAGUUAUUAGACUUUCAAAAAUACACUUUAAGUAAUUACAAUAGAUUCGGUUUAACAUUAAAUCGUGACGUAACACAGUAUAGCUUGUAAGAUUUGGAUAUUGGCGCCCAUCGAUUUAUACAUAGUAUUACUGUAAUUUCAUUUGUAAUUAUCAAUUUGCAUAAUAAAAAUGUGCCAUUCCCAUGUAAAGUGGCCAAUAUCCAAAUUGUUGCCAGAUUUUUGAUAACUACUAAAGUGGUACAAAAUGUAUUGCCUGUGGUAUUGUAAAUUAUAGCUAUGUAAAUGUAUAUUUUGCAGUAAUUUAAUAAAAUACAUUAAUACGUAAUAAUGAGUUGUAGCACUAUGUUUUCAAGGCUUAUGAUAAUGUCAGAAAUAGCUCAUGUAUACAUUUAUAAUCUAAAUUGCGUUUUUUAAAGCCACGUGGCGCGAGAAUGUAUGUAAUUUUCUAUGCAAAUUUCCUACAAUUUAUUAUACGUUGCAAAUUGACGUUUAACUUAUCAGCGAAAAAUUACAAAAAUCUGGCAACAUUAUCGAGGACAAUAUCAGCUAAUAAGUUGUAAACAUUAAAUCACGGGGAACUGUCGUUGUAUCGAAAGUUUUUUAUAUUUCGAUGUGAGAAUAUUUAGAUUACGCAAGCAAAUGAAUCUUUGAUGCGAAUUAUUUAUUGAUAGAUUAAUAAAAUAAUUUCUGUUGAUAA
Achroia grisella is the source of this 1480-nucleotide messenger RNA. RefSeq names its product succinate dehydrogenase [ubiquinone] cytochrome b small subunit, mitochondrial (gene SdhD). The transcript is spliced from 4 exons. Bases 125 to 679 code for a protein of 184 amino acids. Lineage: Eukaryota; Metazoa; Arthropoda; Insecta; Lepidoptera; Pyralidae. Gene Ontology annotation, biological process: mitochondrial electron transport, succinate to ubiquinone; tricarboxylic acid cycle. Gene Ontology annotation, cellular component: membrane; mitochondrial envelope. The record is from RefSeq and is a predicted model, not a curated record. Gene Ontology annotation, molecular function: ubiquinone binding; heme binding.